This is a messenger RNA of Naegleria fowleri, 1449 nucleotides long. RefSeq lists its product as uncharacterized. Gene Ontology annotation, molecular function: oxidoreductase activity. The transcript has 2 exons. Bases 1 to 1449 code for a protein of 482 amino acids. NCBI's taxonomy places the organism in Eukaryota, Heterolobosea, Eutetramitea, Acrasida, Naegleriidae. Gene Ontology annotation, biological process: lipid metabolic process. The record is from RefSeq and is a predicted model, not a curated record.
AUGAGCGACGAAUUAAUUAAUCUACCAGACCAACCUCUCGUUGUAGAUGAAUCCUCAUCAUUGCAGGAAAAGAACAUGUUGAGAGAGAGCAGUCGAAACAACUCAGAAGAAUCAACCAAGCUGGAGAAUGCAGAAACAAGCCUCUCUUCACCUCACACGGCUAACAAGAAGACAACUUUGCCAACUUGGAAUCAUCCAAUCAUGUAUCUGAUUAAUAUUCACAUUCUCAUUUGUUUGCAUGCAUUCUCUUGGUGGGCUUUACUUCAAACUGCAAAUCAUCCACUAAGAAAGCAUAUCAUUUCUCAACCGCUCUCGUUCAUUCAGAAAACCAUGACAUACAUUCCAGAUACUGUUGUUCCUCAUGUCAAUCAAAACAUCUCUGUCAUUCUUUCGGAAUACUUCCCUUCAGAAGAGACUGUAAUUUCAACUUCAUUCUUAUCAAGCCCUCUUUUCGGAUUUGUGAUCUUACCAAUUGCAGAAAUUGUUUUGCCUUUCAAAGGAGUUGAAUAUUUGUACAGUAAUAACGCCUAUGACAAGAAGGAAAUUGAUGAGCAGACAAACAAGUACAAGUUUUUCUUCAGAGUAAUUCCUCUAGUUUAUACGGUAACCCUUAGUGCCUUAUUUUGGUUCUCUCUCACUUGUGUUCAUUUGUUGACAUUGGAACAGUUUCUCCUGCAUUCUCUAUCACUUGGUAUUGUCAUUGCUCAGAGUGGUGCCAUCUCUCAUGAGAUGCUCCACAAAAGAACAUGGCUCGAAAAUUUAUGUGCAAGAAUCAUUCUAAGUUAUCAUAGCUACUUACAUUUUCCUUUGGAGCAUGUGUAUUCACAUCACAAAAAACUAGCGACCUAUGAAGAUGCGGCCACUGCGAGAUAUGGAGAAACAAUUUAUAAGUUUGUGUUUCGAUCAAGUUUUACUGGUUAUAUGAAUGCUUGGAGAAUUGAUAUAGAGAAAGUCAAAAAGAGAAAAGAAAAGUUGAGAUGGUUGAAAUCAGAGAUGUUAUGGAGCACUGUAGUCACGAUUGCUCUUCCAAUCUGUAUUUAUCAUUACAUUGGAGCAGCAGCCUUAACCUCCUUUAUCGUGACUUGUUUGGUGGCCAUUUUCCUUGUUGAGUCUGUGAAUUAUGUGGAGCAUUAUGGGCUUAAAAGAAGAAAGAGAGAUGACGGCAGCUAUGAACCUGUGAAUGAGACUCAUAGUUUUGAUGCUCUCUUUAGAGUUAGUAGUUACAGUUACUUUAAUAUUAUCUUCCAUGCCGAUCAUCACUUUUAUGGCCAAAGAGAGUACUACAAAUUGAGGGUCUAUGAAAACUCUCCCAAACUACCCUAUGGAUAUAGCACCAUGAUCCUUUUGUCAUUCAUUCCUCCUUUAUUCUUUAGCAUUAUGCAUCCUAUUCUUUAUGACUUUUAUGAAAAAAGAGGAAUUGAUUACGACAAGUUGUUGCAGCAAGAAUAA